Molecule: messenger RNA, 4499 nt
Organism: Actinia tenebrosa (Australian red waratah sea anemone)
Lineage: Eukaryota; Metazoa; Cnidaria; Anthozoa; Actiniaria; Actiniidae
Product: fibroblast growth factor receptor 3
Biological process (GO): cell surface receptor protein tyrosine kinase signaling pathway; positive regulation of kinase activity; protein phosphorylation
Cellular component (GO): plasma membrane; signaling receptor complex
Molecular function (GO): ATP binding; transmembrane receptor protein tyrosine kinase activity
Source: RefSeq, a predicted model, not a curated record
ARUACGAUACGAAUCUUAACUCAAAAAACGUAGUGGAAAAUUGUUCCUAAUUGACUAAAUAAAGAAGAUUAGAGUAUUGUAUAAAGAUGCUGAAAGAUUAUCUGCCGUCAAUUGGUGAUCGGAACACUCCAUGACUCCUUUGUUAAAUAAGUGACUCAUCGUGUGGGAACGUGCCAAAACACCCUGGAAGACAGUCUAUUGGACUUGGGAAGGUUUAUGAACGAUCCAAGCAUGAAAGGAAUGGACGGAAAUGAUGCCACGCAGCAGUCGUUGCACAGUGAAUACUCGCUUGGAAUUAGUGAACUAGUGUGUUUAGUUCUGAACUAAGCCUGGUUCUGGUUGACUUCGUGCGUCUAAAACUAUAUUUGGUUUCCAGAAAAUACUUUUUUUCAAGUGAUAAAAGCUACCAGAGGUUAGUUCUACUUGCACAAGGCCACGAGACGUCUAGGAUUCGCUAUAACCUGAUUACUAAUCACUUCAAGGUUAUAACACAUAUAAGAAAACCUGGCCAAUAUCAAGACUUCGACAAUAUUUUUAACGUGCACUGAAGAAAAAGUAUACACGCUUGGGAUUCGUAGGCGGAGGGGCAAUAUUUGGGGUAUCCAGCAAAGCKACCCGAAGUUGAAGAACCGUGUGUUCUUAUGAACGAAGAUGGCUCUUUCUUAGGCUCGUGCGUACGUGAGGACUAACUUGAGUGACUCUUCCGGCUAGCUUCAUCGUUCUGUGACUACGACGACCUAUAAACUACAAGCGAGGCAUGAGCACGUACCGACUAACUAAAUAAAGAACUACAAAGAACAUGGCUGGUUUUAUUUGUCAUUGGGGAGCUUUGGUUUUCACCGUCAUCAUCUUGGAACUAGCCGGCGCAAGCGAUGGCCCUCCUGCACUGAAAUCCAGCAGCAGUCGUCAAAUUGUUGAACUGGGCAAGAAAGAGUUCAAGCUGAAGUGCGUUGUCCGAGACCCCACAGAAAAGAUUAAGACAUAUCAGUGGUACAAAGAUGGCAAGAGAGUAAAUUCGAUCAAACAGCCGCGUUAUAUUAUCAGGCGAAAACGUUUCUUAAAGAUCCUCAAUGUCAGCAAGGAAGACAAGGGUAUUUUUGUGUGCUUGGUAACCAAUGACUACGGGACCAGCAAUGUAACGAUUAACCUUAUUGUUGGAGAUCCGACGCCACCACCCGAAAAAAGCAACAUCAGUGUGGCUCCCAAGUUUACUAACUUAAAGGCCAUGAUGGCCACCAAUCUGGUGUACAAAGAAGGCGAUAAGACUGAGUUAUUAUGUGAAGCCAAAGGAAGCCCACUUCCAGUAGUUACCUGGUUCAAAGACAAAAAGCCCUAUCUUUCGAAUAUCGACCACCAGAAAGCUGGACCCUAUGACUAUACAUUAGUGCUACAAGAACUUGAACGCUCACAGCAAGGAGAGUAUACUUGUAAUGUGUCAAACACCAAGGGAUGGAUCAACUUUACGUAUAAUAUUGUCGUGAAACCUAAAAUACGGAUUGGUCCACGAGUAAACACUAUCUCUCCAAACACGACAGCAGUCAGCGGUAAUUCAGUAACGCUCAUGUGCACUUGUUUCUACAACUCUGCGGACGAAGAUGUUUCGUUCAAGUGGUACCGGGAGACAAGAGCGGGCGCCCGAGAGCUGAUAAAUUCGACGUUCUACGAAAAACUAGAGGACAAAGGGCGUUAUGACAUUCUACAACGAGUUGAAUUCUUUCUUCGUUUACCGUAUGUGACUGAAAAGGAUGCUGGGAGGUACAUGUGUCAUGUUCGUAGCAGGAUAAGCUCAAGUUUUAAGAGUACAUAUGUGGGUGUUAAAGAUGUUGUGACAGUCCCAGUCACUCCAACCACCUUAAUUACAAGCGGCUCGAUGGGGAAACCAAAGCCCCAAGCAGAACCGACCUCGGACAACAUCGUUGAAAUAGGUUCGUUCGUCGUUGGAGCAGUUUUAGUGAUUUUCAUCGCUGGAAUAAUUGGCUGUUUCUGCUACAGAAGAUCACGCUCAAAGAAUCUCCCCAGACAAACCAUUUCGGAAUACAACAGAGACACUGAAGCUGUCAACAUAACUUUUCCAGAACCGCCACCAUUAGAAACCCGUCCAAGAAGAACUCCUUCUACAUCCUCUGCUGGAUCAGCGGCUGUAUUUCUACGUCAGAGAAGCAUGCGCAGUCGGCUGGAGUCCAGACUUACGCAGCUGUCUGAGGUGGAGAUUGCAUACGAUCCAGAAUGGGAAGUUGAUAGGAAUGACGUGAUUUUUGGGGAGGUACUUGGAGAAGGAGCUUUUGGAAAAGUUGUUAAGGCUAAAGCUUAUCUGACUAAGGAUGAUCUAGCRCCAAGUACUGUAGCAGUAAAAAUGCUCAAAGAUGAUGCAACAGAAGUCGAGUUUGGAGACCUCAUAUCRGAAAUGGAGGUCAUGAAGAAAUAUGGAAAACAUAUCAAUAUUAUCAACUUACUUGGAACCUGUACACAAGAUGGUCCUUUGUUAGUUAUCGUAGAAUACGCAAGUCAAGGAAACUUGCGGCAGUACCUCCGGGACAGAAGACCUGUCAGGGAUUACGAAGAUGCGAUGAAACCUCCAGAAACUCUUUCUCUUUUAGACCUAAUGUCAUUCACAUACCAGAUAGCGCGGGGCAUGGAAUAUCUCGCAUCUAGAAAGUGUAUUCAUCGUGAUCUCGCUGCUCGUAAUGUUCUUGUAGCUGAUGACAAGGUCUUGAAGAUAGCUGACUUUGGUUUAGCUAGAGAUGUUCAUCAGAUGGACUACUAUAGGAAAACGACUGACGGACGUUUACCAGUGAAGUGGAUGGCUUUAGAAGCUCUCUUCGAUCGUGUUUACACCACUCAGAGUGAUGUUUGGUCGUUUGGGAUUGUUGUUUGGGAAAUAAUAACUUUUGGUGGAAUGCCUUAUCCAGGUGUCCCUCUAGAAAAACUUUGCAUGCUGCUAAAAUCUGGGUACAGAAUGGAACGACCGGUGAAUUGCUCAAAAGAACUGAUUAUUUGGAUCUUCAAGGUGCUUUGAUUAGUCCUCUUUGUCCACGUUCUCCCUCAUCAGAAUUAAUAAACAACCCACUCAAGGAUUCGUCGUCCAUUUUCAUGAGUAGUUCGGAAGACAACGAAUGUGAUUUAUCAAGAAGCGAUACGACGUCGAACGAUAGAGACAGCAGGACAUCUGAGAAUCUAAUUCCACUUUUACUGGAAGAUGACAACAAUGAGGAAAAUGACGAAAACGCGCGGGAAAAUUCGUACGAAAACAUACGAAUAGAACAGAACGUUCCAUUAAUAAAUGAAGAAGUUUCUKAUGGAAGGUCGAGGAAUUCUCAAGCGGAUUUCUCUAAGAGUAGUAAUACUUCGCUACCUGGAUCGCGGGUUUUUACUGAUAAAAAUGACGAGACGACAGAAAGUCUGCUCGAAAGCCAGAGUAAUGCCAAUGAUAAUGAAGGUUUAARCGCGAGUUUUUCUGGACAGAGUAAUGAUAGAAAUUCCGUAAAUAAAAACAAAAAAGCGCGUAAGCCUUCAGUUAUUACAGAAGUGUAGUCGCGAACUCAAGACAUGAAAGCUUAUUGAUGGGAGAUUUGCGCAGUGUUUGGUACUAAAAACCAAURUGGAUGGACAGAAAAAGAACAAACCACAAGUGGUAAAACAUAUCUUUUUAAAUUCGAUUCGACUGUGGAUAAUGUGUCACAAGACCACCCCAGAUUGCGCAGURCUUAGGGCUAAGAAAAAACUCAUCAGUUUUACAGGAGGUUACAGAAAUUGAGAGCCAAAACUGAAUGCGAUACGGUGAGCAAACAAGCUAGACACGAAAAAAAGAUUGCGCAAACUGUGGACUAAUAUAAACUGACGCGGAUUCAACAGGGUUCAAUUCAGCUGGAUGCCAUACGGUGAACUACAAAAGCUGGACACGAACAAAAGUUUACGCAAUCUCAGUCAGCCGUUGACUAAUAUAAACCGGAUCAACARGCAACCGAAACGAGCAGUGUAACUGUUAUUAUUGACGGCUCUUAAAACUCCAGUGUACUCUUACYAGAGUUUUAAGAGUCUUCAAUAGCAAAAACGAAACUGCUUUCAAUGACCUUACUAAGAGAUUGCGCAGUGCUAGUCGACAACUAGAAAAUACUCACAGACUAAAUGAAGUGUCCAGUCUGCCAGUGUUUAUGGAGAUAGAAAAAACUGCAAGAUUGUCUGGAAYCCAAAAGACUCGAAUUUUUUUCGUGAAGUGCAUAAACCGGUUGUUUGUGAAAAGUCACAGCGAAAAAGGAAAGACAAAAUCUCAGAACGAAGCAACCGAACCGAAGUAUUUGCAGUAACCAAUAAAAUGCAACAAGAUAUUAUCAUAAAAAACUUUGACAAGAUGACUUAGGCAUAGUACGUAACGAAACGUAGAUGUACAGUAAGUUUGCAGGAGAUUUUUAUAAGUGUAUAUAAGAAGAUAUUUUAGAUUAUAGAUAGUACAAGAGUAGACAAGAGACGGAAAAAAUAAAAAAUUUAGUUUUUUAAAUUAA